Molecule: messenger RNA, 2353 nt
Organism: Dryobates pubescens (Downy woodpecker)
Lineage: Eukaryota; Metazoa; Chordata; Aves; Piciformes; Picidae
Gene: ZNF750
Product: zinc finger protein 750
Exons: 2
Coding region: 148-2292 (714 amino acids)
Biological process (GO): epidermis development; positive regulation of transcription by RNA polymerase II
Cellular component (GO): nucleus
Molecular function (GO): DNA-binding transcription activator activity, RNA polymerase II-specific; RNA polymerase II cis-regulatory region sequence-specific DNA binding; promoter-specific chromatin binding
Source: RefSeq, a predicted model, not a curated record
GAGUUGGCUUCCUCUCUUCACCUGGGAAGGAUUCUAGAAACCUGAAAAACUGGAAACAUCAAGAGACUAAAACUGAGGAAAGCUAACCACAAGAAAGUUUUUAUAAAGAACCAUUACACUUAAUUGUUUGAAGAAGAAGAAAAAAAUAUGAGUCUCCUCAAAGAACGCAAACCAAAGAAGCCUCAUUACAUCCCAAGACCACCAGGAAAGCCAUUCAAGUACAAGUGCUUUCAGUGCCCCUUCACUUGCAAUGAGAAAUCCCAUCUUUUUAACCACAUGAAGUAUGGCCUCUGCAAAAACUCCAUUACUUUAGUAUCAGAGCAGGAUCGUGUUGUCAAGUGUCCAAAGACCAGCUCCUUGGAGCCCAAACAGAUCCAUCAGCUUGAAUCUACAGUCAAACCAACUUCUUCUAAAUCUGUCACAAAUGGACUAAGUCUUGAUUCAAAGCCUCAAUACCCUUUUUCAAAAGAAGAUGCCAAGGAAAAUGUUGAAUUACAAAACCAGACAACAAACACAGCAAUUCAAGGACAAAAACCUGCAAUCCAAAAGGAAUUAACCCCUGCCAGCACUACAACAGAAAGCACUAUCAGCAUGCAGCCCCUUUUGGACAGCAUUGGAAGGCCCUCAGCUUUCGUUCCUGUAGGAGAGCACAGAGAUAGCAAAGGCUCAGAAACUAAUGAAGUAUCUGAAAUGAUAUCACUCCCUAACAAAAGUUCACCUUUUCACACUAAGUCUGCAUUUCAUGCACCAAGUCACCCAUGGAAAGCUGGCUCUCCUUUCCUCCCAGAAUUUUCACAUAAAGUUGCUCCUCCAAAAGGCUUUGGUUCCAUUUCACCUUACAUGCAACCGAUGAUUCCCGAGUACUCACCUCAUUUUUAUGAGCACAGGUUGGCUAUCUAUACACCUUACUUGCUUCCAGGUAACUCAGAGUGUGAAAGCUCUGCUCUCUCUGUCUAUGGCACACAAGAGCAAAGACACUUUCUUCCCCACCCUGGGCCACUUCCAAAACCUAUAAAUCCAUCAGCGUAUGAACACUAUCGACUGUUCCAACAGUAUCACUCCGCUCCCCCAAUAACAUACGGAUUUUGUAGGCCAACAGAUCCUUCAUUUUACAGAUUUUCACAUGUAACUGGUAUCAACAGAGAUCAAAAUUCUCAUCUAAUGGAAGAAACUACCUUGCUGUAUCCAGCUUCUUUAAGCCCAUCUCAACAAUACCCUCUAAGUUCACACAAAAAGCAAGCCGAUUAUGAAAAAGAAAUUACAUUACUGCAUGCUAAAAGCCAUUCCAAAGAUGACCAAAAUGAACGAGAGAAUGCUAAAAUGAGCCCUCUUGCAGGAAGUGCAGCAACAGGCUCCCCUGGAAGACCUAGCCCCACCAACUUCACACAGACAAGCCAGGCGUGCGAAGGCUUAUUUGACCUCUCUAACAAGUCAUCUUCCACAUCACUUGGCAAGUACGAUCAACCAGAAGAAAACUUCACAGCUUUCAGACCUGUGAGAAAAAGCACUGAUCAACCAACUCCACUUCAAAGUGUGCAGGCGCAGCAAGAGAGAGGAGAUUCACCUACCAGCAUUAACGUCACUGAUGAAGAUUCCCAUACACAGAACGAAUGCCAGAACAAUGAAGGCUCGCUGUCGAACACGGAAGACGACACAGGGAUAGCUCCACUUAAUCUUUCAAAAAAGGCUGACAUAAACCCAGGACCCGUUCAUGAGCAUGCAUACAAACCUACAGCCAAAACAGAAAGUCAGAACUUUCUAGAAUUGCAAGACGUGCCACUGAACCUCUCAGUAAAGGAUUCCUGUAACACAGCAAGCCUGAAAACAUCAUUCCACAGUCCACCUCAUGAUACUGGUGCUGCUACUUCUCCAAAAACUGAAAAUGAAACCUCUGGAGCAGAUGCAUGUAACCCCAAGAAUCCUACUAACAGUGCCUGCAACAAAUCUUCUUUCACAGCUCACAGUAAUGAAGCUCAAGAUUUAAGGAUAAUGGACAGCUGUGAUGAGCAAAAACAAACAGCAGCUGUAGCACUCUGUCAGCUGGCUGCCUACAGCCCCACCACAGUCAGAAUGGACAACGAAGGGCAGAGUCCUCAGGACAGUACUGCUUCAUGUACAGAAGCUACUCUUAAUUCUUCUGAUACUCAGGAUACCCAGUGCAAUCAAAAAGUAAAAGGACAAAAAAGGACAAAUCAAAAAGAGUCAGCAAAAUCCCAGCAAGGCACUAAAAGAGUAAGGCCAAAUGACUGUAGCAGAGUCUUCACUUUAAGGAAGAGAACAAGAGUCUCUUAAUACUUCACUUUCCAGUGAGUUUGCGGUCACAGCAGCCAGUUACCAGCAACACAAAAUUUCU